Molecule: messenger RNA, 1078 nt
Organism: Bombus huntii
Lineage: Eukaryota; Metazoa; Arthropoda; Insecta; Hymenoptera; Apidae
Exons: 2
Coding region: 1-639 (212 amino acids)
Source: RefSeq, a predicted model, not a curated record
AUGAGGAACUUAAAGGAAGAAUUAAGGAAGGAAAUAGAACUUUGGAAAAAAGAAAAAGGGGAAUUGCAAUUUUUACGUGAAAAGGAUGAUGCAUUGGCUUUGGAAGAAGCAACUGCAGCCGCACGUGCAGCUGCAGCAGCCUAUGCUGCCGAAUCGCCAUUAUCUAACAAUCUGGGGGAUGUUUUAGAUAUCUCAUCAGAGGAUGCGUUCAGAGAAUUGACAAUACUCGAAUAUGAGAAACGUUUGGCUAAAUAUCAAGACGAAUACUCAUUUAUUCAGGCGGAAAAGCGUUAUAAUGCCCGAUGGAAAAUGAUAGCAAACGCGUAUAAGCAGAAAUUGAUGGAAGUGGAACGACUCUGUAACGAGGAAUUAGAGAAAGUUCAAAAAAAUGUGAAUCAUUUGCAACCGCUGAAAGAAAUGGUAUCACAAUGGUAUCUCGACGAAGAAAACCAUGGUGAUUCGAUCAGAAGAACCGAUUUUGCUGCAAAUGUCCAGAAACUCAAUACUUUCAAUGAGAAUAAUAUGCUCAAUCGUCACACAUUGCAAAAGAUAGACGCGGAAGUCAAUAUGGCACCAGAAAUAUUCGUUGCUCGAUUCAAAUCCGACGAUCCAACAAAAAUAGAUAAACUUUAUGGAUAAAUCUCUUCCCAUACUUAUAAUAAUACUUUUAAUUCAACGUUUUCGGGAUACAUUUGAUAUACACAUAUUCGUAUUACUUCUCACAUAUUAGAAACAGAAUUACAAUUUACAUAAAUCUUAAAUUUUAAUUUUAGACGCCAUUUUGAAUAAAUAAAUAAUCUAUCGUAAAAAAAUAUACAUACCUUUACAUUAUUUCAUGUUGUUACUCCGUGAAGGAUAUUUCCAUUCAUCAUGAGAAAUUUUGAUAAUGCAGUUGCAUUCAAAUUAAGGCAAAAUGUCUACGCUUCUCUAGGGGCUACGGAUAUGGGAAAGUGAUUGCAAAAGUUUUGAAGAAUUACCGAUACAUACUAUAUAAUUUUGCAAGACUACAAUUGUACAACAACUUUGAUGCAAAUUGGUUUGUUUAAAACAAUAUUUGAGAACUAAUACGUAAAAGUAU